Pan troglodytes (chimpanzee) is the source of this 2159-nucleotide messenger RNA. It is a transcript of the gene CYB5R3, whose product is annotated as cytochrome b5 reductase 3. NCBI's taxonomy places the organism in Eukaryota, Metazoa, Chordata, Mammalia, Primates, Hominidae. The record is from RefSeq and is a predicted model, not a curated record. Gene Ontology annotation, cellular component: mitochondrion. Gene Ontology annotation, molecular function: oxidoreductase activity; FAD binding. The coding region runs from base 361 to 1197 and encodes 278 amino acids. The transcript has 9 exons.
GUGGGUGCUGCUGGGAUCCUCGCUUGGCCCAGAAUGUCUCCAGCACAUUCUGAGCCAGGCCUCCUGGCUUACGGGCUCCCCACAGUCUGGAGGAGGCUGGCUAGGGGCCUGGUGCUCUAGGUGUCUUAUCUAAGACAUGCAGGCCCCAUGGGAGGCCUCUCCCAACACUUUGUGGGAUCCAGGCCAGGGGUUGGCCCUGGAGUCUGCCAGCCACACUGGGAAAACAUUGGAGCUUGGUCUGCCAUCCUGAACUGUGGUUCCCCUGCCUCCCAGCCCGGCUGUGAGUGCUCAGCGAUCCUGACAGGCUGACAGUUGGGCCAUGUGGUGCUCUUCCCAGUCUGGUUCCUGUACAGUCUGCUCAUGAAGCUGUUCCAGCGCUCCACGCCAGCCAUCACCCUCGAGAGCCCGGACAUCAAGUACCCGCUGCGGCUCAUCGACCGGGAGAUCAUCAGCCAUGACACCCGGCGCUUCCGCUUUGCCCUGCCGUCACCCCAGCACAUCCUGGGCCUCCCUGUCGGCCAGCACAUCUACCUCUCGGCUCGAAUUGAUGGAAACCUGGUCGUCCGGCCCUAUACACCCGUCUCCAGUGAUGAUGACAAGGGCUUCGUGGACCUGGUCAUCAAGGUUUACUUCAAGGACACCCAUCCCAAGUUUCCCGCCGGAGGGAAGAUGUCUCAGUACCUGGAGAGCAUGCAGAUUGGAGACACCAUUGAGUUCCGGGGCCCCAACGGGCUGCUGGUCUACCAGGGCAAAGGGAAGUUCGCCAUCCGACCUGACAAAAAGUCCAACCCUGUCAUCAGGACAGUGAAGUCUGUGGGCAUGAUCGCGGGAGGGACAGGCAUCACCCCGAUGCUGCAGGUGAUCCGUGCCAUCAUGAAGGACCCUGAUGACCACACUGUGUGCCACCUGCUCUUUGCCAACCAGACCGAGAAGGACAUCCUGCUGCGACCUGAGCUGGAGGAACUCAGGAACGAACAUUCUGCACGCUUCAAGCUCUGGUACACGCUGGACAGAGCCCCUGAAGCCUGGGACUACAGCCAGGGCUUCGUGAAUGAGGAGAUGAUCCGGGACCACCUUCCACCCCCAGAGGAGGAGCCGCUAGUGCUGAUGUGUGGCCCCCCACCCAUGAUCCAGUACGCCUGCCUUCCCAACCUGGACCGCGUGGGCCACCCCAAGGAGCGCUGCUUCGCCUUCUGAGGGCCGGGCACGGUCACACGGCCACCCGCCCCGCGUACCCCACGCCCUGUUCACGCUCACCCGGUCACCUCCCCACAUCGCACACUGGGGCCCCGGGUUCAGCCUGGCCUGCCCGUGCCCUGGUGAAUGACCUGGCUGAGCAGGCCCCCUGGGGCCCCUUCGGGAGCAGGGCUGUGUCCCAGGUGGGCCACGGCUGAGCCUUCAGAGUAGGUCCUGCCUGGCACUUACUGGUCCUUACCAGAGACGCCCAGCCCCAUCCCUGUCCUCAUGACCCCUCGUCCACCCCACACACACACUACAAGGCUGAGGGCUGCCAGCAGCCCCGUCUGCCCACCAUUGCCGGCCGUGGACCAUAGUCAGGAUGUCAGCAGACACACAUGGGCAGCCCAAAGCUGCAGGUGCCAGGGCCCACCCCAGCCUCGCCUGUCACCCCCACUCCCGCCUCAGGGCCAGGCCCAGGCCUCACCACCUGGCGCUGCAUGAGACAUUGACACCAGAAAGCCCUCUUGGGGGCACUGCUCCCUACCCCAGGGCCCUGGCCAGCCGGGAGCUUGGCUCUCCUCUGGCUAGAGUGGGAAGAGGGGGCUGGCCAUGGGGCCCUCCCAGAACCUCAGCAUUUCCUUCCAGCCCAUCCAAACACUGAGGCAGCCUUGGGGAACCCCGAGCUGGGGGGUUGGCAGCCCGCUGCACCGCCUCAGGGUUUUGGGGUCCUGGGCUGGGGCCACCAUCCCCGAUGGCAGAACUCCCACAACCACAUGUAUUUAUUCCUCUGUCCUAAACCGUCCCCUCCUUCCCUCACCCCAGCACAGGGGGAUUCUGAGCAGUGCCUCUUGUCUGAGGGACAUAUCAGUGACCUCGACAUUGCCUUUAGACUACAGUUGUGUUAGCCUCUUGCGUAUCGGCUUUUUCAGAGUCAUUUAUGAGCAGGAAAAAAAAAAAAAGUAAAACUUUGCUAAUAUUAA